This is a messenger RNA of Naegleria fowleri, 1227 nucleotides long. RefSeq lists its product as uncharacterized. Bases 1 to 1227 code for a protein of 408 amino acids. Gene Ontology annotation, cellular component: mitotic spindle; kinetochore; nuclear envelope. Gene Ontology annotation, biological process: mitotic spindle assembly checkpoint signaling; attachment of mitotic spindle microtubules to kinetochore. The transcript has a single exon. The record is from RefSeq and is a predicted model, not a curated record. NCBI's taxonomy places the organism in Eukaryota, Heterolobosea, Eutetramitea, Acrasida, Naegleriidae.
AUGGCUAUUGAAACUUUAAAUGUACAAAAUGAGAAAUUGAAUACAAAAACUCUCGAAUUGGAGUCGCUUCUCAAGAGGUGGGAACAAACUUUUGUCGACUGUACUCCAGCAGAUGUUGAUUACAAACUCAAAACAUUUAAUUCCAAGUGCUCGCGGCUGGAGGAACGCAUUCAGGACUUGCUUACCGAAAAGAAUGACUUAUCGCAACAUGUCCAACGAUUAACAAAUGAAAUCACAUUCCGAGAGAGCGAAAUUACACAAUUAAGGAGCGAAAAUUCAAUUAUGCAAGAUAAAUUAACGAAUGCUGAAGUGAAGUUAUUCGGAGCGAAAAAGCAAUUAGAAAGUGCCACCAAAUUUGCACAUAUCAACGACAAGGAGGAGGCAUUCUCUACAGAAGACGACAAGAAUUCGUAUUACCUGCAACGAAUUACUUCUCUCGAACAAAUUAUUGAAGAAAAAGAUUCCAUUAUAAAGACAUUGACAGACAAAAUGGAAUCUCUACAGCUCACUGUUACCGACAAGCAAACCUCAUUGGAAACUCUAGAAAAAGAAUUUGAUCGUGUCAACACCAAACACAAUGAGUACAAACAAAAAUCAGAGGAUCUUCAGCAGCAAGUAGAAAAGUUGCAAAAGCUCCGUGAUGAAAUGGAACAUGAGAUUGCUCUUUACGAACAAAAACUAGGUCGUGGAGAGUAUAAUAAGGAAAAGAUCAAAAUUCUUCACAUGAAAAUCAAUCCAGAAACUGAGGCAAAGAAAUCUAGCUCCAAUGAUGUGGAAAGACUUAAAACUGAGAACAAACUCUUGCAUGAUGAAUUAGAGACACUGAGACAACAAUUAGAACGUUCAGGAGGCGCCACUAUCAACGAACAGGAAAUCAUCAAGCUCAAAGAAGAGAACGCUGAUGCACAACGUCGAAUUACCAAACUUAAAGAAGUUUUCCAAAAGAAAAUUAACGAAUUUAGAAAAUCUGUCUAUUUACUUUUCGGAUUUAGAGUGGACGUGAUGGAGACCAAUCGAUUCAGAUUAAGCAGCAUGUAUGCAGAAUCACCAGAAGAUUAUCUUCUUUUUGAGAGUGACGGAAAUGCCAUGAAAUUACUCUCCUCAGAAUUUGCAUGCUCCAUCGAUGAGAAAAUUAUGAAAUAUCUUUCACAAUUUCGAUCCAUUCCAGGAUUUUUGAGCUCUCUCACUCUCGAUUUAUUUAACAAACAAACUGUAUUUACCCAAUAA